This is a messenger RNA of Tetrahymena thermophila SB210, 1245 nucleotides long. RefSeq lists its product as hypothetical. The transcript is spliced from 6 exons. The record is from RefSeq and is a predicted model, not a curated record. Lineage: Eukaryota; Ciliophora; Oligohymenophorea; Hymenostomatida; Tetrahymenidae.
AUGAGUGUCAAUAUAUUUCAAUAAACAGUUGAAGAAAUAAUAUUAAGAAUAUUAGAGCCAAAUAAUGAUAAUAGAAUAUAAUCCAAUUAGUAUUUUUAGGAGAAAGGUGGGAUUAUAUAAGUGAAAGUAUAUGAUUAAUAUACCAAUAGUUUAUGUGGUUUUCAUUCAUUAUUUAAUGCUUUUUAUAUGAUUGAUUAUUUGACUAAAGAUAAAAACGAAUAAUCUUUGGUAUCCAUAAAUCAACCUGCCAAUUUUUGGAGGUUUUACUACUCAACUUAUCGCUUUUUGCUUGAUCAAUAUCCUAACAAGCAAGAUUUAAAAUAUUUAGAUAAUUUAGGGCCAUUGGAGAGAAGUCAUUUAGAAUUUUUCAUUGAGAAAAGUGAAUUGGUUCUUGAGAAAAAGCAUUAAUGUAGUCAAAAAAAUAUGGAUUUGAUACUUUUUCCUUUUUAUUAUGGAUUUGGAAUUGUUUAGCUAAGUGAAGACUAAGUUGAUUAAUUUAAUUAGAUUGUCAAUUUAUUCAAUUAGUCCCAGAAAGAUACCUUAGUGAUAGUAUUUACUGGAACUACUAAUCACUGGAUAACUUAUAUUGCCUAUAAAGAUUUUUUUAAAAACGAAAAAAAAUUCUACUUUUUAGAUUCUGCAAAUUUAUCUUUAAAUGAUUUGCUGGAUGAAAAUAUAGAUGCCCUUCUUUUGGAAAUAGAAACUAAAUAAAAAAAUAGAGGUGUUGAAGAAAAGACGGAUAGCAGAGAAAGUAGUCUGCACACAACUAUAACUUCAUUAAAAGAUAGAAAAACUGUUUUAAAUUUACUGAAUAAUUGCUUUUUAGAAAAAGUAAGGCUUGAAGUUUGUAUGAUUGAAAAUCAAUUCAAAGAAAUGUUCGUUACUUUUACAGAGUAUUUUCCGAACUGGAGAGAAUAACUAGAAAUACCUCUCGUUAAUGAGCCGUCAUAAAAAUUGGAGAAUCAAUUAAAAAUAGAGAUAUUAGUUACGUUUAUUAAAUACGAAUACAGACCUUAAGUCAUUGAGCAUGAUAUAUUAAAGGUUAUGAAGAAAUAUAGCCACGAUUUCUAUAAAUAUUUUGAUAAAGAUUUUGGAAAGUUGAUAAUAUAAUGGAUAGACCUUAAUCAAAUAACAUUAUAAAAUAUAAAGAAUGAGAUCAAAGAAGAUUAGGAGAUAGUCAAUAUGAUAGAUAAAUAUAUUUGUGUCAUAUAAGAAAUAAAAAUUCUUUUACAAUAAUUUUGUUGA